AUGGGAGCUACACACGACGUGGCCUCCACGGAGAAUGGCCAUGGUAGGCCAAAGCCCCCUGACAAUGAAUCCAUGGCCCCUUUCAUGAAGAUGUGCACUACAAUGGCCGAGAUGAAUGUGAUCAAGCUCCUCGUCGAGUAUGAAGUUUUCGAUGCGAUUCCCGAUACAGGAGAUAUUUCGGUUGAUGGACUAUCCAAGAAAUGCAAUUUGGACCCUCGUCUCCUAGAACGCUUUACGAACUUCCUGGUCGUGAUCGACGUCCUGUCGUCGCCCAUGUCCGGACGUGUGGCGCAUACAAAGAGUUCGGUGCAAUACAAGUCCAACAGCUUAACCUUACCCUACUUUAUUCAUUUCUUUGACACUUUCCUCAUCCCGGCGAUCCACUGGCCACAGUUCUUCAGAUCCAACGGAUUCACUGAACCAACGCAGGCUAAUCGGGUGCCAAUUGGACUCGCCUUUGGACACCCGGAGAAGACAAGCUAUGAAGUUCUCGAAACGAUGACGCACAAGUCCGACAUGCUGAAUCGAGCCAUGGCCAAGGCUACGGAAGGACUGCCAAUCACUGGCAUGUACGAUUUCUCAUGGGUUGGAUCAGCCAUCCAGAGCAAGAACUUACAGCACAGAACUGUUAUUGUGGAUGUAGGAGGUGGAAAGGGACAGGCUCUUAAGGCAAUUCUCAAAGAAAAUCCGCAGGUUCCACCGUCACAGUGUGUGCUCAUGGAUAGAGAGCAAGUGAUAGUUGAGGCGAAGCAAGAGGAUGAUGUGUUAUUGCGGCCGGUGAAGAAGGUGGUUGGGAACUUUCUCUGCGAGCAACCUAUUCGAGGUAAUUUCGACCCUAUAACUCCAAAACUAUUUUUGUUGACAUUGACUUACAUACGUUUAGGCGCGCUAAUUUAUUACAUUCGCCGGGUUCUUAAUGACUGGCCCGACGAUGUUUGCGUCGAGAUCCUCCGCACCAUCGUGUCCGCCUGCGCUCCGGACUCGAGGAUCUUGAUAUCAGAGCAGCUUUUAUUUCACCCGCUUUCCGAACUCACUGCGCUGUUGGACAUCGCUCUGAUUAAUAUUGGUGGGAAGAGACGCAGUGUGGGCAUGUUCCAGGCCCUUGCUAUAAGAGCAGGGCUGAGAGUUACCGGGGUCUUUAAAGAUAAAAUAUCCGAUACAGCGGUUAUUGAGAUGAUGCCUGCACAAGGGAUCACAACGUCUUCUUAG
Messenger RNA from Aspergillus novofumigatus IBT 16806, 1209 nucleotides. RefSeq names its product S-adenosyl-L-methionine-dependent methyltransferase. The record is from RefSeq and is a predicted model, not a curated record. Bases 1 to 1209 code for a protein of 402 amino acids. NCBI's taxonomy places the organism in Eukaryota, Fungi, Ascomycota, Eurotiomycetes, Eurotiales, Aspergillaceae. The transcript has a single exon. Gene Ontology annotation, molecular function: O-methyltransferase activity.